Cicer arietinum (chickpea) is the source of this 1018-nucleotide messenger RNA. Its product is annotated as methyl jasmonate esterase 1-like. Gene Ontology annotation, molecular function: methyl salicylate esterase activity; methyl jasmonate esterase activity; methyl indole-3-acetate esterase activity. Gene Ontology annotation, biological process: salicylic acid metabolic process; jasmonic acid metabolic process. The record is from RefSeq and is a predicted model, not a curated record. Lineage: Eukaryota; Viridiplantae; Streptophyta; Magnoliopsida; Fabales; Fabaceae.
AUUAAAUUAUGAAAUCCCCAUCCUAGAAUGAUUAAGCUUAAAUAACCCAAAUUCUAUGAAAAAAAUACUUUAGUCUAAAAUUGGUUCAUAUAAAGUUCCAAAUUCUUAAACAAGGGGAAAAAUAAAAGCCUCAAAAUUUUGAAGAUGGGGAAGAGUCACUUUGUGCUAAUUCAUGGAGCAAGUUAUGGUGCAUGGUGUUGGUAUAAAGUGGCAACUAUGCUUAAAUCAAUUGGUCAUAAUGUUACAACUAUUGACAUGGGUGCUUGUGGUUUGAAUACAAAGCAAGUUCAAGAUAUUUGUUCAAUAUUAGACUACAAUGAACCUUUGAUGACAUUCAUGGAGUCACUUCCUUCACAUGAAAAGGUGAUUCUUGUUGGUCAUAGUUUUGGUGGAAUCUCUAUAUCCAUGGCUAUGGAAAAGUUCCCUAACAAAAUCUCUAUUGCUAUUUUUGCUGCUGCUUUUGUUAUAAGUGAAAAUCUCACUUACCCAACUAUUACUCAAGAGCUUAUUAGAAAAAGAGAUGAAAACAAGGAUUCAAUGGACAUUCAACAUUUCUUCUUUAAUGGGCCCAACAACCCUCCAACAGCCUUAUUAUUUGGGCCCAAAUUUAUGGAAUCCAAAAUGUAUCAAUUAUCACCAUUUGAGGAUUUGACGUUGGCGUUAUCAUUGGUAAGACCAUUUCCUCUCUUCAAAGAUGAUGAAACAUUUAAUAAAGAAACAACAAUGAGUAUGGAAAAUAAUGGAAGUGUACCAAAAGUAUACAUAAUUAGCAAUGGAGACAAUUUGUUGACAAGUGAUUCACAAAUGUGGAUGGUUGAGAGAAGUGGUCCAUUUGUUGAGGUUAAAGUGAUAAUGGAUUCUGAUCAUAUGGUCAUGUUCUCUAAACCAAAUCAACUUACCUCUCUUUUGCUAGAGAUUGCAAAUAAAUAUUAAUAUUUGUAUGAUUGUUAAAUGAUUAUAAUUCAUUUUGAAUUUACAUUUAAUUAAAUUUGAUAAUUUCGGGUUUGGUUUUGCUUUU